UCCGGCGGCGAGCUGGUUUUCGCUUCCGGGUGGUACUCUCCUGGCGCGUUCUGGAAGCACAGUGGUUGCCAUGGAGGUACUGGGCGAGUACGUUGGGUUGGACGGGCAGCGGCAGCAGCUACGGGUGCCUUGUGAGGCGCCGGGCGACGACGGCGACCCUUUUCGGGGCCUAUUGUCCGGCGUGGCCCAGAUGAGAGAGCUGGUGGCCGAACUCUUGGGCCCCCUGGAACAGCGGGAAGCGCGGAGCAGGGUGGCGGUGGCUCCAGACGAGGCCUUGGACGGUGAUGAUGAAGAUGAUGCAGAAGAUGAAAAUAACAUUGAUAACAGAACUAACUCAGAUGGACCAUCUGCAAAACGGCCAAAACCACCAUCUUAACAAUAGCUUUUAUGAGUUUUAACAGACUGCUGCCACACUCACUUCGGCAGCACAUACACUGAAUUGGAACAGUAUGAAGAGGAUUAGCAUGGCCCCUGCACACACAAAUGCACGAAGCGUUCCAAAAAAAAAAAGACUGCAACUCUAUCUUAGUUAUCACUGACAUUUAAGGAAGACUUCUGUUUUAAUUUGUUUUGUUUCCCUGGGACACUUUUGUUAAAGAAAAGCAAACUUUAUUCUGUUUCCAGCCAAGAAAGAUACAAUAAAUGUUUAGAAAUCAA
Messenger RNA from Phyllostomus hastatus (greater spear-nosed bat), 657 nucleotides. RefSeq names its product GON7 subunit of KEOPS complex (gene GON7). The record is from RefSeq and is a predicted model, not a curated record. Lineage: Eukaryota; Metazoa; Chordata; Mammalia; Chiroptera; Phyllostomidae. The coding region runs from base 71 to 376 and encodes 101 amino acids. The transcript has 2 exons. Gene Ontology annotation, cellular component: EKC/KEOPS complex.